AUGACAGAGUCACCAGAUUGCCUGCUGGACGGCAGUCCGCUCUUCAGCGCCGCUCAGCUGGGCAAACUGCGCUUGGUUCGUCUUCUGGUGGAGGGAGGAGCGCAGGUCAACGAGAGAAACCAGCGAGGAGAGACGCCUCUGCUGGCCGCCUGCCGAGCUCUGCGGGGCGAUCAGUCCGGAUCCAGCAUGCUCAGACUCAUCCAGUAUCUCCUCCACAACCAGGCCGACCCGAACAUCCAGGACAAGACGGGCCGCACGGCUCUGAUGUACGCCUGCAUGGAGCGGGCCGGGCCGGACGUGGCGUUGGCUCUGACCGCGGCGGGCGCAGAUCCCAGCACAGAGGACUACGCCGGAGCCUCGGCCCUCGUUUACGCCAUUAACGCCCGCGAUCAGGACACACUUACAGUGCUGCGGGAUGCCUGCAAAGCCCAGGGACAAGACAUCAUCAUUAUAGCCACCGAUCUGAGCUGCGACCCGCAUGUCCCUCCGUCGCCUGACAGCUCGCCCGUCUCCUGCAUGUCGCCCUCAGACAUCGAGCUCAAGACCAACUCUCCCAACUCUGAGGGCGAGAGCAUAUUUAACUUUCGAGGAGGCGGGCCGGUUUCUCCCGUCCAUCCGAGUAGCGAGACUCGCUGUCGGCAGCGUUUGCGCUCGGAGCCUUGGCUGGCCCUCCAAAACCUGGCGCAUCUCAGCCAGAGCUAUGAGAAAAACUCAGACGAGGAGGAAAACCAAGAGGACGGCUGUUCUCUUCCCACCUAUUUGAAGUUUAAACCCGAAUCAGAGCAGCUGCAGAGCAGAAGAAACACGCUUCCAGAUCUUCUUCAGCCGCCGGCCCUUAAACUCACACUGUCCGGAUCCGACACUCACUUGCACCGGGAUCCCUGCACUUCGAGGUUCCCUUCCAUCUACAGGAGCAGUUCGCUGUUGCUGGCGCCUCCCGACGGGCUUCACGAGCUCCACGCGCCGAACAGAAAGAAGGCAAGAGAGCAGGCGAGAGCUCACGGCGGAUUCUUGCCUCCUCUUCCCGGUGUUUCCGUGAGGAACGUGUGCAGAGAUCCGAUCCCAGCCUCAGCUCCUCUCAGACGGGAAGCUCACGGUCCGUCACGCCGUCACUCGGUUCAACUCGAGCAAAUAACACCGAAGGAAAGCUCGGAGACGCUCUACCUGUUGUGA
Sinocyclocheilus grahami is the source of this 1173-nucleotide messenger RNA. RefSeq names its product ankyrin repeat domain-containing protein 34B. The record is from RefSeq and is a predicted model, not a curated record. Lineage: Eukaryota; Metazoa; Chordata; Actinopteri; Cypriniformes; Cyprinidae. Gene Ontology annotation, molecular function: protein binding. The transcript has 2 exons. Bases 1 to 1173 code for a protein of 390 amino acids.